Molecule: messenger RNA, 3119 nt
Organism: Plutella xylostella (diamondback moth)
Lineage: Eukaryota; Metazoa; Arthropoda; Insecta; Lepidoptera; Plutellidae
Gene: Ir8a
Product: Ionotropic receptor 8a
Biological process (GO): monoatomic ion transport
Cellular component (GO): membrane
Molecular function (GO): ligand-gated monoatomic ion channel activity; signaling receptor activity
Source: RefSeq, a predicted model, not a curated record
UUCCUCAAACACAUUUCAAUGUAAACUGAAGACUUUGAUUUGCUCCGUUAGUAUAUUCUAGAACCAUUGCUGCUACUAGAAUCUUUUAAAACAAAUUUUCAUUAAUAUUUAGGAGCUAGGAAACAAAAAUGGCCCUUUGAUUGAAUUACUAUGUUGGAAAAGUUAAGGAUUGUUUUCUACAUAUUUUUAACUUUGCUUAUACCGUUUUUGUUGCAAGAGUAUAUCUCAGCUAUUCUGAUAAACACACUUAGGAAAAACGGUGCAUUGGGAUCUUGUGGCAAUCGUUAAACAUGGAGAUAGCGUUUCUAUUUUUAUUGGUUUUCCUUAUUAAUUUAGGAUGUAUUGCCUCGGAGUUAAGUCUAAGAUUUGUAUUCAUCACGGAGGUGCAAGAGCCGGAGUUGGCGCAGCAGAUCGCCAGGGCCUUGAAGGUUUCGGAAAACAUACGCCCAGAGCUUCGUCUUACCGACUUCAUCGUAUACCUGGACAGAGAGAAUGAGGAGGAGAGCUACCGAAAAUUAUGCUCAGCUGUCUCCAGCGACGUUUCAAUGAUCAUAGACCUGAGCUGGUCUCCUUGGGAGUCAGCUACGCAGAUCGCUGAACAGACGUCUAUACCCUUAGUGCGGUCGCUGUUGGGAAACCAGCAACUUGUGUCCGCAUUGGAUGACUAUCUUGAAGUAAGGAAUGCUACUGAUGCAGCUCUGCUGUUGCCUAGCGAGAUUGAUGUAGACAAAACCCUCUACCACCUACUUGGUUCGUCGAACGUGCGAGUUUGGGUGCAUUCUGGGCUGACGAAAGAUGCGGCCCGCGCGCUCAAGAGUAUGAGACCAGGGCCAGGGUUCCAUGCCAUCAUUGGGGAUAAUACUUUUGUUACUGAUACAUAUCGACGGGCAGUAAAAGAGAAGCUAGUCCGUCGCGACUACCGAUGGAAUCUUGUCUUGACUGACUACUCUGCUGCAAAUCUGGACAUAUCUAUGACGGUCCCCACGAUGAUCCUGAGUGCUGAUCCAACGGAAUGUUGCAAGCUGCUGGGUCAAGCUGAAGACUGUUCUUGUCCAGCUGAUAUUCAGAGAAAGCAGCACAUCCUAAAUGCAUUAAUAGCUUACAUAUCGGAGGUCUACUUCAAGUUAGAUAACUCGAUCCCUACGGUAUCUGUGUCAGCAGAUUGCGAGAACCUCCGUAUGUCUGCUGACAUGAAUGUCACUAGGGACCGACUGUACCGACAGUUUGCGGAAGAUGCUGCUUUGAGCAACGAUACUAUAUUCUAUUGGGAUGAGGAUAAGAUGGGACUCUUUCUUCGUACAAGAUUCACCCUGUCUUCUUACGCACCAAGUGAGGGUCUCAACCACGUGGCGAGCUGGUCUGCAGACGAGGAGUUCAAACUGCUGCCAGGGGUCACACUACAGCCGUUACGAAUGUUCUUUAGAAUUGGAACCACUGCGGCGGUGCCCUGGACAUUACCGAAACUGGACCCUGAUACAGGACAACCGAUGUUUACAGAAGAGGGUCAGCCAAUGUAUGAAGGAUACUGCAUCGAUCUCAUUCAAAAGAUUUCAGAAGUGAUGGAAUUUGAUUAUGAGAUUGUCACGCCUCAAACUGGGACUUUUGGUCGUAAACUUCCCAACGGAUCAUGGGACGGUGUUGUAGGGGAUCUAAUGAGAGGAGAAACAGAGUUCGCUGUCUCUGCUCUCACAAUGACAGCAGAACGGGAAGAAGUCAUUGAUUUCGUAGCCCCUUAUUUUGAACAAACUGGAAUCCUAAUUGUAAUCAGGAAGCCGACUCGCAAAACGUCCCUCUUCAAGUUCAUGACAGUUCUUCGGACGGAAGUCUGGCUCAGCAUCGUGGCGGCUCUCAUCCUGACUGGCUUCAUGAUCUGGCUGCUUGACAAGUACUCGCCGUAUAGCGCCAGGAAUAACCCCGAGGCCUACCCGUACCCUUGUCGAGAAUUCACCCUAAAAGAGAGUUUCUGGUUUGCCCUGACCUCCUUCACCCCGCAAGGGGGCGGGGAGGCCCCCAAGGCACUGUCGGGGCGUACGUUAGUCGCUGCUUAUUGGCUGUUCGUGGUUCUUAUGUUGGCGACGUUCACGGCCAAUUUGGCCGCCUUUUUGACUGUGGAAAGGAUGCAGACCCCGGUGUCGUCCCUGGAGCAGCUGGCCAGGCAGUCCCGCAUCAACUACACGGUGGUGGAGGGGUCCACCAUUCACGAGUACUUUAUUAACAUGAAGUUUGCUGAGGACACUCUUUACAGGGUUUGGAAGGAGAUAACCCUGAACGCCACGUCAGACCAGGCGCAGUACAGGGUGUGGGACUACCCAAUCAGAGAGCAGUACGGACACAUCCUAUUGGCUAUCAACGCUUCCGGUCCGGUGCCCGAUGCUAAGACUGGGUUUGAGCAAGUGAAUGAGCACACUGACGCGGACUUCGCCUUCAUACACGAUUCUGCUGAAAUUAAAUACGAGGUGACCCGCAACUGCAACCUGACGGAGGUGGGCGAGGUGUUCGCGGAGCAGCCCUACGCCAUCGCCGUGCAGCAGGGCUCCCGCCUGCAGGAGGACCUGAGCCGCGCGCUGCUCGACCUGCAGAAGGAGCGCUUCCUCGAGCAGCUCGCUUCUAAAUACUGGAACGAGACGGCCAAGCAAGCUUGUCCAGAUGCUGAUGAGUCUGAAGGAAUCACUUUGGAGAGUUUAGGUGGUGUUUUCAUAGCCACACUAUUCGGACUUGGCUUAGCAAUGCUAACAUUAGCUUGGGAAGUGUUCUACUACAAGCGAAAGGAGAAAAACAAAAUUAAAUCCAUCGAUGCUACAGUUGAAAAACCUAAAGAGGCUUUCGCGCCAUCUAAAAAGAGUUUACUGGAAACCAAGAUGGCUGAAGGUGUUGCCAGAUUACGGAAAAGGGAUAAAAAGGGGAAGGGAAAUCUCCCCAAAAAUGUCACCAUUGGGGAUACAUUUAGACCAGCCGCUGAUAAUGCCAAUGUGUCUUAUAUCAAGGUUUACCCUAAAGAUGGAUUUAAACCUUAAAGUAGCAUCACAAUAAUAAAAUGGUAGAAUAGUCUAUGGUAGUUAUUUCACAGACACGAAAAAUAGUUUUUUUGAUCACAGAUGAAUAAAAAUGCAAAGUAAUAA